GUGGCUGGGGAGGAGGUUACGGCUCAGGGGUCUUGAACCUUUGCUGGAGAAGCUGCCGGGGUAGCUCGGCGGGGAGUCUGCGCCGGGGUCGGGACAACGGCCCCCGGGCGGCCCCAGUGACACUGCACCCGGCGCCGGGCUGGGAGAUCCCGGCGGAGCGGCCAACGGGGCCGCCGGGGGAAGGAGAGCCCGCGGGGCGGCGGGGUUCGGGCGCACUCCAGCGGAGCCGCAGUCGUGGGCCGGGACGCCGCGGAGGCGCGAGGAGGACGCCGGUGAGCGGGAGCAGUGGCCGUGGGACGCAACCGGAAUCGAGGCUCCAAAUCCGCGGCGAGCAGGCGCAGACCAGGGAGGUGGCCAUUGGCCCCGGGGACGCCCCCGGUCUGCGCAGCUCCGGGGUCGGAGAAGUUGGUGACCGGGACAGGGCAGCUGGACGCGGCGUGUUGGACAGUGUGGGGCUCCCGAGUGGGCGAAAGGGAGCACGACGGGAGUGGAGCCAGUGGCUACUCGAAACUCUGAGUCCGCCCCAGCCCCGUUAGGCGCCCCAGCUGCCGCGAAAUAAUGUGACAAAAGUUAGGAACUUGCCUGCGUCUCUCGGUGCGUGACCUAUGAGGGGCAGAGGCCUCCCCUUAUGGAGGCUCACGCGGGCAGGGACCUCUGGCACUGGGGCAGUGCGCUCGGGUGGGGAGAUAGCCAGAUGCUGACCUGGACCGUGGCGCAACUUCGAGCGCCUGCUUUCUCUAGGCGGAGUGUGUCUCAGCGUGACCUUGCGGGAGGAGGCGCGGCUGAACUUGAGAUGGGGCAUGAGGCUGCGCCCUGGCCCAGCGCGCCUUCGCCCUGCCCUGCGCCUCCGGUUUUAAGUGAAGGGUGUCCUGGUCGCUCGGGAUCCCUUCGCCGGUCGGAGCGCCGAGUCUCUCCUUCCUCCUACCCGAGGGUCCCUCUCCGCGCCUGUGACGCGCGGGGCGGGCUGGGGGCGCUGGGCAAAGGUGCACGUGUGCGCCCAGAAGCGCACGCGUGGGUAGGGGCUGGGGCGAUCACUGCGUCUCGCGGGCUCCCGGCGUCCCACAGAGGGAGGCAGCAGUGACCCAGAAGGCAGUGACUUAAUCGCCUUGUCGCCGCAUCAGGCAUUCUCCUGGGUUUCACGUGUGAGCCUCCGGGGACCUCCCCGUUUUUCCUGGCUCAUUCGUCUCGUGGGUUCCCCCGCUUAUUUGUGCCUAGAUGGUUAUCCAGGGAGACAGCGAGCGCCCUUCCCGGUUUUGCGGCUGUGUGUGUGUGUCUGUGUGUUGUGUGCGUACUCGCCAGCGGGAAAAAUGAGAUGAGCGAUAUCCAGUGGUUGCCGCCGCGCCGCAGACGUCGUAGGUGCAAACGCGGCUUUUGAAAAUGCUUUUAGGAUGGAAGGCGGCCGGCAAGGGCCAGGACGCGCACGCCUCCCCUCCGCUUCCCCAGUUCUACAAUUUAACUCAAAUUCAUGUGCCGAGUGAAGCCUUUUGGGUUUCCAGAGUGCGUUGAGCACCCACUACGUGCGGGACUCUGCACCAGGUUUAUUCCUGGAAGCUGCGGGCGAGCCGCCUGAGAACGCCCCGGCGCCUCCAAAAAGACAAGAUGCACUGCCCCCUACUGGCUGCUUUGGGAACUGCUCUGCGGUGGGUAGGGGUCGCCAAUGACAGGGGGCUUGGGGCCACUCACUGCCCCUCCCCGUACCUCCCCUUCCCUGUUGCCCAGACAAACGCCCCGGCCCAGACAUUUCCUGAAACCCGGAGGUUGACUGAAAAGACCGACCGGGAGUUCAUUAUUCUAUCCAUGUCCCGUCCCCUACCUCUGCCUAGAUCUGGGGGUAUGGGGGGUGCAGGGGGCUCUUCCUAGGCUCCCAUCCUCUGUCUUUAGGCUUGAGACAACCUCUCCUAGUCUCAGUUUCCUUAUCUGUAAAUUGGGACUAAGACUACUACUUCACAAAUACAUUGUACAGAAUAAAUACUACCAAUCACAUGUGUACAUGCAUGCCCUGACUUCAAAAUCAUAUAGAUCUUGCUGAAUACAUAAAUGAAAAUGAAUAGAGGGCUCCUUCUCCUGCCUUUCCCUAUCUCACGAGCCCUGACAUUCUCUGGACCCACAUUUGCUGUCCAGGUUGUGGCGUUGGGACCAGGCCAGGGUGUGAGCCUGAGCAGGGCGUUCGCCUCACCUCACUUGGCCGGCGGGCCGGAGUGCCCCACCCCAGCACUAGGGUGAGAGGAAAACAGGAAGUGUAGCCAGAAAUGAUGGCAGACGGUUUCUUCAGGGGGUGUGGAUUCUGCUCCGUGCAGCUCUGCCCCAGCAAGCGGAAGCAACAGCCUUCUUCUGCAGGCCAGACUGAGUUUGGACUUGCAGACUCCGGCCGGGCUCCCCAGCCCUGCUCCUGAAGUCUGGGUGGGGGCUGCACAGAAUCAGCCAUCACCCAUGCCGGGCGCCCUUGGUCCCCAGGUGUGGAGGGCAGGGAGGGGUCCCUGGAACCCUGGAUUGUUGGGGUUGCUGUGGGCCUCUGUGCCAGUGGGUACCAUUUGCAGACUGAACCGUUCUGAACUAGAAAUGCCAACGAGAAGUACUUAGCAUCUGCAGGGGCUCUGCGGAGUGAAGGCUUUGAGCUUUUCUGCCAGGACUAUUGCAUCUGAGGACCAGGGAUGGACCGUCCCUCCGCCUGCUGAGAUGGCGGACAACUCUCAGCGUCUUCGUCACAGAGUGAUUUGCUUAACCGCCACCUUGCUGGCGGCAGCCUGGCAAAGACAAAGUGGUAAUUAAGGGGCAUCGUCAGCCGCACUUUCUGGAGGAGGGUGGUGAAGACAGCUUCGCUUCACCCUGCACCAAACACCCUUCUUCUGAGGUCCUCGCCCCCGAGCGACCCUCUGCUGCCACACAGAGGUUAAUCACCCCUUCGUCUCUUUGGAUGGGAAAGGAAAUCACUGUUAUUAAGUUUGAUUAAAGCAUCAUCAAGAGACAGUAUCAGCGCUGUGUAAGUGUUGCCAGAGAAGCAGGCUUCUUUAUGUCCCAAAAAGACAAAUCGUUUGCAGGAGGAGCCAGCCCAGCAUGAGAGCCCGCUGGGUCUUUGUGUGCCACCACGGGGCCAUGUCCGGCACGGAGGGGCAGCCGGCGUCCAGCAGGAGGGAGGUCAACCCUUGCAGGCCUUGAGGCGUCUGUUGGAAUCCCACCUUCCCUUCCGAUCGAGCUCCAUCCUGGGAUUGUUCGUCCCCAUCCCUCCGCUAUCAGGAGGGACUUCCUGCAGCCCGUCCCCGGGAGACCCCUUCCGGAGAGCAGAAGAUGGUAGCCAUGCGGAAGAGGAACCUCAAGGUGCUCACCUUCCUCGUCCUCCUCGUCUUCCUCACCUCCUUCUUCCUGAACUACACCCACACCGUGGUGACCACCGCCUGGUUCCCCAGGCAGAUGGUCUCCGAGCUCUCCGAGAGCCUCAAGAAGCUCAUGAAUUACCCCCAGAGGCCAUGCACCUGCGCCCACUGUGUGGGGGAGGCUGGGGUCUCACCCUGGUUUGACGAGAGGUUCAACCAGACCAUGCAGCCGCUGCUGACCGCGCAGAACGCACUCUUUGAAGAGGACACCUACAGCUGGUGGCUGAGGCUCCAGCGGGAGAAGCAGCCCAAGAACUUGAACGACACCAUCAAGGAGCUGUUCCAGGUGGUGCCCGGGAAUGUGGACCCCGUGCUCAAGAAGGGGUCGGUGGGCUGCCGGCGCUGCGCCGUCGUGGGAAACUCGGGGAACCUGAAAGAGUCCCAGUACGGGCCGCAGAUAGACGGCCACGACUUCGUGCUGCGAAUGAACAGGGCCCCCACCACGGGGUUUGAGGCCGACGUGGGAAGCAAGACCACCCACCACCUCGUGUACCCCGAGAGCUUCAGGGAGCUCGGGGAGAACGUCAGCAUGGUUCUGGUCCCCUUCAAGACCACCGACCUGCAGUGGGUGAUCAGCGCCACCACCAAGGGCACCAUCUCCCACACCUACGUGCCCGUCCCCGCGAGGAUCAAAGUGAAAAAGAAUAAGAUCCUGAUCUACCACCCAGCAUUCAUCAAGUACGUCUUUGACAGCUGGCUGCAGGGCCACGGGCGGUACCCAUCCACGGGUAUCCUCUCGGUCAUCUUCUCGCUGCACAUCUGUGAUGAGGUGGACCUGUACGGGUUUGGAGCAGACAGCAAAGGGAACUGGCACCACUACUGGGAGAACAACCCAUCGGCAGGGGCUUUUCGCAAGACCGGGGUGCACGAUGGAGACUUUGAGUCCAACGUGACAGCCACCUUGGCCUCCAUCAACAAGAUCCGCAUCUUCAAGGGGAGAUGACGCUGGCAGGGGUCAAGGACCCACACCUCCGUCGGCUCCCCUGUUUCCAGCCUCAGCAGCUCGCCAGAGCCUUCCGCCCCGGAAGCUCCGAGAGCCAGCCUCAGGGGUGUACCUGGCGCCCCUCCCAGCCACUUGCACCCCAGGUCACCCAGCUCUGCAGAGCAAGCCUCCGAAUCACUCUUGGGUCGGGGGAGUUUCUCCCUCCUUCUGUUCCAGAUCUGGGGAAGAUGGGGAGACACUGCGAGAGGCCCGGUCUCAAAGCUCUCAAGUUGUUUUGGCUUCCGGGAGUGGGGAUGGCAAACGCUGAAGACUCCCAUGUUCCUGAAGCAAAGGACGCUAUUCCAGUGAAGACGGAAAGAGAGGCCUUCCCCCACGGAGGGGUCCGGGGCUGGCUCUAGCUCUGAUUCUUGCUGGGAUGUUUCCGGGUGAGGAUUACCUCAAGCACAGAGCCAGGUUGGGACCACGUAGGCACAGGGCAGGAAGGGCCAACUGUUGCCUUCCCUUCCAGAAGCAUAGCCUGGCCUCUGCCUUGCUGUUACUGCCCUGCCUUCCCUUCCUUCCCCAGCUGUCAUUCAUCAUGGCCAGGAGAGGCUUUGCAAGGCGUUUCCGACUGCUGGAGAUGUCUUCUCUGCAAACAGAGGUCCCCUUGAUUAAUCAAUCUUUGUCAUUAUAAUUAUGGCUGAGAGCAGGUCUGACUACUUCCACGUGCCUUGCCUUUGUAUCGGGGAAAGAAACGCCCACCUUGGCUGCAAGGAGCCCAGAACACUGACUUGGGAGAGGAGAACUUUCCAGGUUUCCUGAGCCAGCGCCUGAGUUGGGACAAAUCUCUGAUGACACUCGAUGCCAUGCAGAGAGCUUCAGCCAUGGAAAACCCACUCUUACUUUUAAAGACUAUUGGCUUUGGUGCCUGUAACCUUCCACGACCGCGUGGAAGGCUCAGCGUCCAGCACUUUCCCCGCGAGCCUGCACUCUGGAGGGGUCCUGGGGCCAGUGCAGGCGGUCCAAGAGAAGGUGACAGGCAGAGCAGGGGAUGUCAUACCUCAUCUUCUCAUUGCCCCGCUGCUCUCUUCCUUCCUUCUCAGCCUUCCUGAUUAUUUAUUGAUUUUUUUUAAAUUCAGCUGACAUUUUGUGCAUGCUGGCUCUGUUCCUGCCCUGGUGUUGUAAUUAGGCUUGCUAUUUUUUCACCAGGCAGCUAGGGGUUGGAGGAGCUUGAAGGAAGGUUCCCAUGAAUCCCCGGGCUUGGGAGCUCCCUACAAUUUGGGGGCUCCCUACAAUUUGGGGGCUCCCUAGUGGGAGGAAUCCUGUGUCAUUGGGUGGGCAGGUAUGUGGGAUGCUCUCAACCUCCCUCCCUUCCAGCCCCACUUUCCGUCUUUCUCACCGUGGGCUUGGAUUCAGUCUCAGGCUAGGAAUCUCCAAAGCUCUGCAAAGCCCCCUUGGGGCUGGGUGGUGAGGUGGAGAGCCCAGGGCUAGGAGGCCAGUGAUUUUCUACUCUAGUUAUUGAAGUUCAAUCAGAGAAACCACUUUUCCCAUGAAGCAUCUUCCUAGGAGGCUGGUGCUGCUUGGGGAGCUGCACAGGCUCCCGGUGGAACACCGAGGGCCUGGCCUGGAGCCCACGGGCACUGGGUCACCCGAGCUCUCAGGCAAGUACACUCUCACCAUCUCCGUGUCUUCCUCUGCAAACUGGGAUGGAGGAGUUAGGAGCACUGGGGGGCCAUUAUCAGGGGCCUCUGAUGGCUUUGGGUCGUUCACAAGAGACCCAGAAAUUGUCUGCCAAGCUGGUGUGUACGUGUGUGUGUUUCUGAGUCUGCAUGUGAGCAUUUUUCUGGGGAGUGGGUCCAUAGGUUUUAUUCUUAAAGAGUUUCAGGAUCCAGAGAGUGUUUUAUAAGCAAAGCAAGCCAAAAAAAAAAAAAAAAAGAAAAAAUUUCCAGCUUUAAAAUCUUCUAAAAGUUAAGGACUUGAUAAUUAAGGCUCCUAAAUGGCUGUGAGGUCACUAUUCCAAAUAUAUCUGGUAAGGCUAGCGCUCAGAGCAGUUCUUGAUGUGAAGUACUGGCAGACCUUUUGUGGUUGGUGGAAAGGAUGAGCCUUGAGAUAAAUGGACGCUGAUACAGAGAGCAAGUGUUGAUUCCUGAAUGCUUCCUCUUCUCCCAAGAGCCGAGUUUAUUUAGGGAUGAGGGGUUCAGAGUGAGCAAUCUACUUAUUUGGGUCUUACUGAGUGAGAAGAGGUUCCCCAAAGUGAAGACAUGUCCCAGUCUGAGCUUGACGUGACCUGGGAUGGCUGCCAGGGCUCCAGCCAGCCCCCCCCCCCCCGCUAGAAUAUUAAAGCUGCGGGACCUCCCGGCCCACUGAAACAAGCUCUCCCCUUUCACAGAUGCGAAAACCCAGACCCAAAGAAAGGCAGUGACUUGCAGAAGUGAGCCAGUUGUGCCAGAUUCAAACAAUUUGGAGGAAGAAUAGGAUGCGACUGGCCCUGUGUUCAAAGUGCCCAGGGAUGGGCUUUCCCAAUAAGAUUCCUUCCAAAAUUGCCAAAAAUGUCACCAGAACCCAGAUAUUGGACUGGUCCUGCUGUCCACCACCAAGCUUCACCCUCAGACCACCCACUGUGGCCCUCAGGGAGCUCUUGUUUCCACCUUCCCACACCACACCAUCCCUAGGAGAUGAGUUUCUCUUCCCCAUAGCCCCAGCAAACAUCUCUUUGUGUCUCGGCUUAUCAGUGGACACUUUUCCAGAUAACAGCUAACCUUUAUGGCUUAAGCCAAAGGGGACCCAUCCCUGGGUGAGUGUGGCUAAGGAUUGGGCAGCACUGCUUUCCAGAGGGGAGUUGGGGUACUGUUGGCAGGAAAAUGAGUCCCACUUGCCAUGGAGGCCCUUGCGUGUCCAACACACUCAGAGUGGGGGCAGGGGCAGGAUGCUCACCUGGGGCCCCCUGUCCAUUCUGCAGGCAGAGAGAUCCCUGCACACCAGCCCCAGGCCCUGGGCAAGGACAGAGGGGUCCUGGCCUGCAGCAAACAGUGGCUGGAGCCAGGCAGGUCCUGACGAGGGUGAUCCGAGGGAUCUCGGCAACAUCCCGGACAUCGGCGUCCCCCUGGUGGGCCAGGAGGCCGACUUCCCAGAGCUGGAGACCCUGCAGCCCCCUGGGAACCUCUGCUUCCCCGUCUUCUGUCCUCACCCACUUGUUAGGGGAGAAAGGAGAGCAGAGUCAUAGCCUUCCCCCUUCCCACCCCCCCCCCCACCACCACCCCAAGGGAUCUGGGGCAGAGAAGCACAUUCUUAAAUUGAUGCCUUCUGGACUCUGGCUUUGUCGGGCAUCGUCUGGCAAACCUUACCCAGCUGGGCCUAGCAGGAGAGGCAGGGUAGAAGGCAUCAGGAUGUUAGACAUGGACACCAGGAAAGAAGGUGGAGAGGGCAGUUCAGCCCUGGAUGGUUUGUGACUCGGAGGCUCUGAUGGAACCCCAUCUCUGCUGUGUGACCGAGCUUCACGGCCUGUGCGGUGUUUGCCUUGACAGUUCUCUUCAAGGCAGCCCAGACCCAAAGAAAAAUGGGAAACAGCAAAUAACGUGCUCUCCCUCAUUCAGUUAUGAUCUAAACCGCUCCCUUCGGGGACGCCCAGCCUCUGAGUGGCCACUGUCUAGCCCUCAACAGCUGGACUCCAGCCAGCUGCCAUCAGGAACCACAACUGUCCUUGUCCCCCUCAGGCUCUCAGAGGGGCAGAGCAUCUGCUGUGGCCGUCUGGUCUGCAGCAGAUGUGGCCAUAGGCUGGUUGCCCCCGAGAAUCCUCCCUUGUGGGCUGGGCUAACAAGUUUUGAGAGAGAGUCAACCUUCCUCGUUUGUCUUGAAAAUACCUGCUCUUCUGUCCCUAGGGUGUGACGUGACACCUCUGUGCCAAGAAGAGGGGCUGUAAGGAGGAAAAAGCAGAGAGAGGCAGAGCAGCGUCUCACGGUUUUAUCAGUAUCAGGGCAUUACCAGCUUUUUUUUGUACUAAAAGAGCACUGACUUUCCCAGCUUGUGUUAAAGCCUCCUGUUUUCCCCUCCAGCCAAUCAGACGGUUUCAUAGUUGUGUUGAAACCAAGCACCUUGCUCAGCUCUUUCCACGGUGCAGAAUUGCACUGGUUGUCCACUUGCGAAGGUCCUGAGCUGUGAUGUGGGCUUUAACUUGUGUCAGGAACCCCCCAGCCCUGUGAGCAUGAGUCUGGGUCCUUCCCCUCCUUCCUGCCCAGUCACUUUAGCACUUCACUGAAUUCACUCUCAAAGCCAAAGUUUCUUGAGCACUUUUUCUCUUUUGUGGUCUUGUUUUGUUGGUGUUUUAAGAUAUGCAUUCUGGCCCCUGCCCCCUGCCCAGCUCCCUAUGUGUUUUGCAGCUGAGCCUUACUCUAGAUGGAUUUUGAAUGGAGUAAGCAAGAGUCUACCCUCGGCCCCUGAUCUGUUUUAUUUAUUGUUAAACAUUUCCAAUGAUCGAGAUCAAAGUGAAUAAAAAAAAAGCUAUUUUAUCGUU
Molecule: messenger RNA, 8803 nt
Organism: Choloepus didactylus (southern two-toed sloth)
Lineage: Eukaryota; Metazoa; Chordata; Mammalia; Pilosa; Megalonychidae
Gene: ST3GAL1
Product: ST3 beta-galactoside alpha-2,3-sialyltransferase 1
Exons: 8
Coding region: 3286-4314 (342 amino acids)
Molecular function (GO): beta-galactoside (CMP) alpha-2,3-sialyltransferase activity
Source: RefSeq, a predicted model, not a curated record